CGGGGUGGACGGUUCCCCGCUGACAGCUGGCCAGUAGGUCUUGCCCACCUAUUCCCAUUUAGGGGCCCGUUUCUGUCUCUGUGUAGCCAGCCUUGUUGCCAACCCAAGUUCUUCUCUUGCACGUGCAGUAAACAGGUGUGUGGGAUGCAUACACUAAGACCUUGCAGGGGUAGCACCGCGAGCAGACUAGGGUGCGUAAGAGUCAAACAGCUCAAGAUUAAAGGAAAAGGAGCGGCCUAUGCAAGAAGUGGUGGGAUGUCAGAAAAGAAGAUCUUUAUUUUGGCAUACAGUGCUUUACAGGAUAUGGCACUAAAUAGAGCAAUUUGGAGAGAGACAGUUUAUAGAGCAGACUCCAUUUGGUGGGAUUUACAUAAGGAAGAAGACCAAAAGCUGCAAGUGAACAAAGCAAGGCCCUUUCCCCACCCAGUAAAGCAUCUUCAGCUGUACUCCUGCAGAGCCUAAUCUAUUCUUUAGGGCAUAUGGCAAAGCACCUUGGCUGGCUCUUGCCUGAGGGUUGAGAUGGAGAGGCUUAUACUUUGGUUGCUUAGGUAAGGUAGAGUUUUGCAUAGUGUGCUACUGUUUGAGUUGUAGGUGAGCCCAGAAUCUUUGCGGUGAGCUGGUUUUUAGUGGUGGGGAAAAUAGCUUACUUGUUAACAGGCAGUGAGUGUGUGAUAACAUGCUUAACGUCCACUUCUAGAGCUGGAUCAGGUUGGAAACAUAACUUCCUUGUAUUUAUCGACUGGUACUGGCUUGGUUAUGGUGACAUAACUCUACAAGUGCCUCCAACUCUUUGCCUUCCUUUUUAAAGAUGGGAAAUGGAAAUAAGGUACUUUCCUUCACAGGGAUAGUUAGGAGGAUUACUUAAUGUUUGUAACAAGAAGAUGAAAAGCUUUAUUAAGUGUGCCAUUAUCAACUUGGCAAAAUGGAGGACAAACUGAGCAAUGAUCCCACCCAGCAUAGGGAUCAAAACUUGUUAGCUACAUACUCUUCGAUGGAAGGAUCUGUAUGCUGAGAAAGGGAGGAGGAAACAGACAUAUAGCAGAGAGCAAAAAGCUAGUGUUCCAUGUGCUACUGCUGUUGAAAAGACAUGCCGGACCAGAGCACCCAGAGUGAGGCGCACCUCUUCGCUAGAUACCAUCCUUGGAUCGUACCUCCUAGGACAGUGGCCACGGGAUGCUGAUGGAGCUUUUGCUUCGUGCAUGAAUGACAAAGCUACCCAGACUCCAACGUCCUGGCACGAAGUGGAAGUCGGGAAGGCCACUGCCAGUACUCAUAAGCGUUCCGCAUCUUGGAGUAGCACAGAUCACCGCAGAGAGAUUGCUAAACUGAAGCAGCAGCUCCAGCGAACGAAGCUAAGUGGCAAAGAGAAGGACCGGAGCUCCCCACUCCAGGGGGAUCACGCUGUCCUUGGAUCAGUCAGGGACUCACCUCCUGGACUCCCUCCUGCAUCUCCUGUUUUGAGGCUCAGCCCCUGCUUACAUAGGAGCCUGGAAGGACUGAACCAGGAGCUGGAGGAGGUGUUUGUGAAGGAACAAGGAGAUGAGGAGCUUCUCAGGAUUCUGGAUGUUCCAGACGGCCACAGGGCACCAGCCCCUCCCCAGAGAGGCUCUGAGGAUCUUCUGCUGCUGACUCUGGAACCCAGCAGUAGCAGUUGCAGCAGCCUUUCUCUUUCCCCAUCCCCUUCUGUGCCUCUCCGAUCUUCUCCACACACCCCUGCAAGAGCAGCUACAGAGGAGCUUUCUUCUGCCCUGGACGAGCCACUGCCUGACCCCAAGGAGAAAGAAUCUUCUCAAAAAAGUCUUCCUUCCCUGCUAGAGGAUGGUAGCCCCUCUCCAGUCCUGGCCUUUGCCUCAUCUCCUCGACCUAACCACAGCUACAUGUUUAAACGGGAACCUCCUGAGGGAUGUGAAAAAGUCCGGGCCUUUGAAGAGGCUUUAUCCCCCAGCCCUGAUCAGAAUUUUCUGCCCUCCUGUCCUGAUAAGAACAAAGUCCACUUCAACCCAACUGGCUCUGCCUUUUGUCCGGUCAGUCUGGUAAAGCCUCUCUUUCCAAACAUGGGCUUCUUGUUCAGAAGUUUCCCUACUACCCCCAGCCCCGUGCCACCAGGCACCUUCACCUCCUGCCAGUCCACUGCCCCAGGCCCAUUCCUUGGGUCGCGGAAAGACUCCGCAGCAGAUGGCUUUCACAAGGUCUCUAAUUCGCCUCCACUGAACUUUGAACACUGGAAGCGCACCCAGACAGAAGAGAGUGUCCUCUUUCAUAGCUCUCUUGUGGUCUGAGGCCGUUGGGAGACCCGGCACAGCAAAGCAUCUGUGGUCCUUCAGUGCAUCUUAAACAGCCUGUGGUGCCUUGAAGUUGGGACUUGAGGGUUAGAUGGGCAGCCUUGGGAUUGAAAACCACAGCAAGUUUCCUCCAGAAUGAUGGUGAAAACUUAAGUACAAUGUGCCACAGGACUCUUUGCUGCUGGAGUGGUUCCUUUCUUCGAGCCCCCCAGUACUUAAAGCACUUUCCUCUCCUGUGUUGAAAUGUCAUUUUUUUUCCUGUAUGAUUGUUUUGCUGUCAAAGAGCAGCUGGGACACUGCUGCUGGUGGGCAGCAUUGUAAUUCAAGCUACCUGGCUCUGUAAAUGAAAUUCCUUGCUGCAGGUAUUCAGGGGACAUGGGAGUUUCCUAGCACUUCUCAUCCCCACAGUUGUCACAUGGAUUUCCUGCACCCAGAGGGAGGGAGGCCAGUAGCUUGGCUGCCUCCUGGAGAGCUGGUAGAACCUGGCUUAGCUGAUUUCAGCGAUCUGAAUGUAUUGGGCAGAAUUUGACAAUGAAUCUGCACUCUAUCAAAGGCAGCUUGAGCCACUCAGAACACCCAAAUACAGACGAGAAAGACGUGAGGGGUUUGGAAGUGAACUGUAGACAGUUCCACUACUGGAUAUCCGAACCCUUUGAAAUAGCCACCUAGAGCUUUCAGGAGCCUCUUGGAAUGCCUUGCUGAUCAAAGAUAGAGAAUGCAGAUCAGAUACCUGCCAGUGCACCUUCAGGGACCUCUGUUUGCAGAAGACCUGUACUCUGGGAAGCUUCUUCCAUGCCAGAGGAUGAAUAAGGAGAGAGGUGCUGCUGUGGAGCUGUCUGCAUGGCUUGGUAGGUAGCGGAGGGCCUCUCAGACCCCCACCGCCUUUUUUCAGGGGAAGAAGAUGGAAAUCGAAGUCCGAGCAGCAUACAAAAGGCUUCCACGGAAUUGUGGAAGGUUGCUGCUAGUAGAGAUGUUACAUGCUGCUUUCCAACCGAAUGCUGUAGACAACCUGACUGGUUCUGGUAUUGUUUGCAUGUGCAGGGGUGGAGUUGGGGAUCAGAACCAUUUUGUCUCACCGCAGAAAAACUUUAUGCACAGACAUAAGAUCAUCCUAACUGGGCUGGAGUCUGAGAUCUUGCUAGACCCAGCGAUGCUUAUCCCAGCACAAAGCCUUAUAAGGUGAAACUAUAACAUGGGGAAUUCGGAUUGUAAUGCCUCUUGAAAAUGAAAGUAUUUGAUUUGUGUUCUGUUGCUAAGGCUCUGGGUUGUAUUGAAGAAGCCUAUUUUCUUGUAUCUGAUGUAGAAACUCUAUUUUCUUCCAAAGACACUAUUUUUGCAGCUGUUUGAAGUUUGUAUUUUAUGUAUGUAUUGCAAAGCUUAAAGGAGGAAUGUUAGCCUUGGAGUUUUUCUUGUCUUGUGUUCAAAGUUUUUUGCAGAUCUUGGUGUUGCCAGUAAAAAAAAAGUAUUAUUAUUAUUAUU
Messenger RNA from Chrysemys picta bellii (western painted turtle), 3761 nucleotides. The record is from RefSeq and is a predicted model, not a curated record. NCBI's taxonomy places the organism in Eukaryota, Metazoa, Chordata, Testudines, Emydidae.